AUGAAGAGUCUGUUGAUUUUUGUACCAAACAGUCUCUGCAAAGAGAAGUCAGGGUACCUGUUUGGCAAAGUACUGUAUGAUGAGAACACCGGAGUUAAGAAAUUUUAUGUAAUUGGAAUAUGUGCAGUAGACAAUUUGGGAACAGUGAAAUUGAACACUAACAUAAUUGGAUACUAUUCUGGGAUAGAACAGAAACGAGGACAUACAGAUAAAAAAUAUACAGACUGGCUUAACGUAUUUUUACGUACUAGUUGUUCUGGAAAAAGUAAUUACGAUUAUGGUAUAAGGGGUAUUACUAUAAACAAUAAAAAGAUUUCAACCUUACAUUGCCAUACAGUAAUUGCAGUAUAUAAUCAGGCAGCACUUAGAGAAACAGAAUUGCUCGAUCAAAAAGCAACAACGGGAGAUCAUUUUUAUGAAUUAAUGAAGAUUGUACAAAACAAGCAAGUUGAAGGAGAAUUACAAAAGAAAGGAAAAUUCACGUAUAUAAAAGAAACUCUCCUAGUCUAUCACAUGUUUCUAUAUUUCUAUCCAGUUCUUCUGCUUAAUAAAAUAACAAACAAAUUACUACCACUAUUAAAAUAUUCCUUUCUUGGUUUACAUGUACAUGGCUGGUUGGAAAAUGUUAAAUGGAUGCUAAUAGCUAUAAUAAAAAACAAGAGGUUUACAUUGAAAACUGGUAAUCAUGUUUUCGCGCUAAUAAUAGAUAUGUUACUAGGAAUAUUUAUAUUGCAACUAUUAUUGCAUUAUCUUGAAUAUACAUCCCCAUCUCAAAUACUUUUAAAUAAUGCAGAGAAAGUUGUAACAUUACUCAAAGAUUUAAUAAACUGGUUAAUGGGUGUGCCAGCUGGGUUAAAAUUAAAUCAUGCUCUAAAUAAUAUGCUUGGGAAAUUCUUUCAGUAUCAUAUACACUUAUGGUGGACAUUUUUGAUAUUCAUGAAACCUGUAAUGGAUUUUGCUUUUGAGGUGUUAGUAUUAUUUGGAAGAUUGGGUAUUACAUUUCAAAUAGCAAUAGCAGCAGACCUUCUGGCUCUUGUUAGCUUCCAUGCAUACUGUAUUUAUGUGUAUGCAGCAAGGCUCUUCAACAUUCAAUUAAAGGGUAUCACAGCUUUAGUCAGACUGUUUCUAGGCAAGAAGAAAAAUCCAUUAAGAGAGAGAGUUGAUUCUUGUCAGUAUCAACCUGACCAAUUGUUUGUGGGCACUCUGUUAUUUACAAUUCUUUUGUUUCUUAUGCCAACAACAUGGGUCUACUAUGCAGUUUUCACUACGCUCAGACUAGCAUUGAUUGGUUUUGGAGGCUUUUUGACUAGGAUGAAAUUCUAUCUUCAAGUUAUGCCUGUGUAUACAUUCUUUAAGUGGUUGUUCCAUUCAUACAGUACAUGCAGUAUUGUCAAUAUUAAGUUAUAUUCUCAUCAUAUGGAAAGGCCAAUUAUAUUAAUAAUGACAAUGGUUCUGGCACCGUGGCAACAUACAUGGAGUAAAUGUAUACCAGACACAAUUACUCAUCAUCCACCCAUUGAAUGGAAUAAGAUAAUAAGUAAUAUAAUAUGGGGUGAAUUGCUAUAUCCCUUAUAA
This is a messenger RNA of Dufourea novaeangliae, 1575 nucleotides long. RefSeq names its product phosphatidylinositol N-acetylglucosaminyltransferase subunit Q (gene PIG-Q). Gene Ontology annotation, biological process: GPI anchor biosynthetic process. Gene Ontology annotation, cellular component: endoplasmic reticulum; membrane. The transcript has 5 exons. Bases 1 to 1575 code for a protein of 524 amino acids. Lineage: Eukaryota; Metazoa; Arthropoda; Insecta; Hymenoptera; Halictidae. The record is from RefSeq and is a predicted model, not a curated record.